AUGGAACGCGACCAGUAUCUCUGCGGCGUUACCGCAACACCGGAAGCGGUGGACCUAAUCCCUAUGAUUGUUCUGCCUAGCGGCUUCGAGUGGCUUGCUCUGUGCAAGGUGCUGAACGAAUCAACAGUGGCUGGCGGUAUUCAAUACCUCGUAAUCAACUAUCACAGUACUGCAGGCGACAACGGCGGGAGCCGUCACUCUGAACACAACCAUAACGUCGGUUACGUUUAA
Stereum hirsutum FP-91666 SS1 is the source of this 231-nucleotide messenger RNA. RefSeq lists its product as uncharacterized. Bases 1 to 231 code for a protein of 76 amino acids. NCBI's taxonomy places the organism in Eukaryota, Fungi, Basidiomycota, Agaricomycetes, Russulales, Stereaceae. The transcript has 4 exons. The record is from RefSeq and is a predicted model, not a curated record.